Molecule: messenger RNA, 1631 nt
Organism: Fundulus heteroclitus (mummichog)
Lineage: Eukaryota; Metazoa; Chordata; Actinopteri; Cyprinodontiformes; Fundulidae
Exons: 4
Coding region: 583-942 (119 amino acids)
Source: RefSeq, a predicted model, not a curated record
CCUCUGUCUCCUCCUCUGUCUCCUCCUCUGUCUCCUCCUCUGCCUCCUCCUCUGCCUCCUCCCCUGCAGCGCCCUGUCCAGCCAACUGGAGCCUCUGGUCCUGCAGCAUCAGCUGGGUCCAGCGUUGCAGACCAGGCCCCUGCUGCAGUCCUCGGACCUGACGGCAUCCCAGGCUGGGAUAAGGUCCAGGACUUGGCCGAGUACCUGGUGACCCUGCGUCAGGCUCUCUACCUGGACGAGCAGCAGGUCAGAGGUCAUCUGCCUGUGACCUCUGACCUGGACAAGAGGAGGAUCCAUUACCAACCCAGGCACCAAGCCCAGCUGGCACACGGCCGCUUUAAGGCCCCCAAGAAUACGGGCGUCACCCCGGGUGUGGACAGUGUCAAGAGGAGCCUGAUUGGUCCUCCAGGGGGACCGGCUCAGUGGCCCAGCACCAGUCGUCUAGUUGAGGCUCUGUGCAUUAAAUUGUGUUCAUUGCACAAGUCCCCAACAAAAAAGGAUGGAGUGCGGCUUCCUCGGUGGACCAAAGUUCUCACCGACUAUCACCACAUCUGAGACCUGGUGCUGGACUGCCCCCCCCUGAUGGAGGCCACCUCUCUGCAGCUUUUUGUCCUCAAUCAGAGGACUCUGACACAGUGGUUUAAUCGAAGGGAGAGCACGCAGGAGAUUAGUGUCCUCACCCAGGGCCUUGCUGCAGAGGACCACAUCGUUGUGGCCAGCUCACAGCUGCCUCCUCCGCGGGAGAAGCUGGACGAAGCGCCGUCCCCCUCAGGACUCCAGCAUGAGUUUGCCCUCCCGCCAAACAGAGCAGCUAAAACUAGUCCGACGUUCACGCUGCUGGAUUCUGACUGCAUCAAUCGGCUCUACGAGACCUCAGAGCGCUCUGAUGCUGCGGCUCCAGGGAAAGCCUUCAGUCAUGCAGCGGCGACUUAUGGAAGGUAGGCUGAUGAAUUAUCUGAUUCAGAAACAUACUGGCCGUUGGCUCGUUGUGAUUAGAUUGCUGGUCAGUUAAUUUUGUAAUGUUUGGGAUUUAACUGAUGUUAUGAGAGGAUAUCAAAACAUUAGCUUACCUGUCUCCUCUCCUCUUGACGUCUCCUGGUUUUGUUUUUUUAUGGAACUUCGCAGCCCAGACACUUUUCUGGCGUCAUGUGGUCUUAUGUUGGUCUUUUGUCCACAAAAUGAAAAAAACAUACGGUUGCUUCGGUGGUUUCUUCAGAUUUUAAGCUUUUAACCACAGGCGAAGGGAUUCCUCCUUCUUCGGCUGAGGGUGAAUGAAGUAGGGCGCCUCGUAUCCACAGCUUUUGUACACGGUCGAUGAUUAAAACACUCCUGCUCCACGUAAACCUUUCUUUUACACCCGUUACUAUGACAACCUCUAACCACACAAAUGAUCCCGGUCUUCCUCGAAGUCAUAAUGACGAGUAAUUUGAGACGAAGUAGCCGCAUGAGCCGCUUCUCAGAUAGCUAAACACUGACAGGAAGUGAGCGGGCGGAAGUCUCGCCCAAACAAACGUCAACUCGCUGCCUCCAUGUUUCCGUCAAAAAUAAGGUGGAUAUGCACGCGAGAAAGCAACAACAAAAAAACGCGUGUCAACGUCAAAUAAACGCAAGCAACGCAAGCAUAUCGAGUU